CUACCACCACUAGCACUAGGUGACGCUACUUAUCCUUGGUCACAGGCACAGCACUUGAAACAAACACACAAUGAAGCUGCAAACACGGCUACUCCUCUUCGCCUCCAUCUUCGCAGCACUGAUCGUGAGCCGCGGCGUCGUCGCCGCCGCCGCCGGCACCCACGCGGCGAUGCCGGCGCACGCCGAGCUGCUGCGAGGCAGCGUCGAGGACGACGCGGCCUUCGCGGAGCGUGAGGAGGCGGCGGCCUACCCGCAGAGGAGGGUGCUCUACAGCCCACAGUACAUCGGCUACGGAGGGCUGGACGAGAACAAGGCGGCGUGCUACGGCUCCUGCCCCGGCCGGGGGCAGGCGUACACCGGUCGCGGCUGCCAGGCCUUCUACGGCUGCCGCGGCCGUUGAUUACAAGGUACUACCGUGUAUUUGUUCCAUGGCAGAAGAAGCAAACAAAUGCCCGAAGCUCGAGCCAUUAGUUAUAUAACAAGUCUUUUGCGUUCUUGGAUGUAACGGGACGUGUGGUGUAAUAAUGCGUCACUUGGGUUUAUAGCAUGUUUGGCUGGAAUUAUUCAAGCGUAUACCAUA
Lolium rigidum is the source of this 580-nucleotide messenger RNA. RefSeq lists its product as uncharacterized. Lineage: Eukaryota; Viridiplantae; Streptophyta; Magnoliopsida; Poales; Poaceae. The transcript has a single exon. The record is from RefSeq and is a predicted model, not a curated record. Bases 71 to 400 code for a protein of 109 amino acids.